Molecule: messenger RNA, 1890 nt
Organism: Nematostella vectensis (starlet sea anemone)
Lineage: Eukaryota; Metazoa; Cnidaria; Anthozoa; Actiniaria; Edwardsiidae
Exons: 5
Coding region: 270-1781 (503 amino acids)
Source: RefSeq, a predicted model, not a curated record
GCAGCUGAAACACUGUUAUAGCUAUAUAAAUAGCUAGCUUCACUCACACAAGUGGUAAAUGAGUCACUCUAUCCACUCACAACCAAAUAUUGGUUUUGUGUAGCGGACAUAUGAAAUAGAAACCCUCGCUUUCGAAGGAAACAAACGUCAAGUUGUUUGACAUUGCUUGGAAAAUUUCCAGCAAUAAAUUGAGUCGGGAGUUAGGCUGGUAGCUGCAUUUUGGGGCAAGCGCUGAGUGCGUGUCUACUGAGACGUCAGUGAUCUUCACCAUGACUGGAUUCCACUGGCUCUGUCUGAUGGCCUUCUUGCUCCAUGGGGCACAAGGGCGUCAAAUCCGCAAUAAAAAAGUUGGACAUAUGGCGGCUGAAUGGGUAAAUGCGCCGGAGAGUAACAAGCCUGGAACACCUGUGGGCAUGCGUGGCGAUGGGAUGGAGAGUAACAAGCCUGGAACACCUGCGGGCAUGCGUGGCGAUGGGAUGGAGAGUACUUGCGUUGUGGCUCUGGAUAGUGGUAGGCUGAACUGUUAUCCGAGGAAAGGUCAACGAUCAGUUAUUCCCUCACUCGGAAGCACCAAGCCCGAGACAAAUGCUGGCUCGAACAUCAAUGACGCGGAGGGAGAAAAUAACUGCAUCAUACUGGAUAACGGCAAGAUGUUCUGUCCGCCUAGAUAUGGCCGAAGAUCGACGAUCCCCUCACUUCAAGGUGACAGCAAAAAGGUCAAAGCAGAUUUGGGCUCGAGUAGCGAUAUUACGGAGGGGAAAAAAAACUGCAUUGUACUGGAUAAUGGCAAGAUAUAUUGCCCAGCAAGAUACGGCCGGCGAUCCACCAUCUCCACUCUUAAAAGUGAAGUCGUCAAACGAUGCGACUCUAAUGACCCAGAGUGCAGGCAGGAAACAACCAUAGUGAAGAAAUUACAAAGAUAUCCCAGAAAAGACCCACCAAAAUGCCCAAACCCAUCCGACCCAUAUUGCAGCACAGAUGAUAUGAUUGGUAGAAAUGUACCGACACGUAGAUGCCCCGAUGGUACAAACGGCCCAUUUUGUUCCACAGUACAGAAGAACCCGUACAAGAGGAUUCAUAGAUGUUCCCGCGACAAUACGGAAAACCAAAUUUGUGAUUGGGUUAAACGGUUUCCAACCACAGGUAAACGAUCGCCCGUCCUUGCUCAGCUUCUCAAGAGCCGGAAGAACUCGAAAGAAUCGGCAGGAAGCAAGAUUGGUAAUCCUUGCCCCCCGUCCAACCCUUCAUGUAAAUCAGACAUUUUAUUACCGAGAAAAUGGAUCCCUACACCUCUCUUGGCUCAGCCUCUAGAAGGUAUAAAGACCUCGCAAGAACCGACUGAAAGAAAGAGGGAAAAUUAUCUCCAAGAUAGACACCAGGCAGAGGCAGAAUGUCCACCGUCCGACCCCUUUUGUCAGACUGUCACGAUGCCUGGAAGCUUUCCUUCUCUCGCCAUGACCCAGUCUUUCAAGCGCAGUGAGAACUUGCACGAGUCUGGCAUAAGUGUGUUGCAUCAAGAGUGGGAUGAGAUGCAUCCGCCUUCACUCUUGGCAAGCACCGGCCGCAAUCGCGCCUUCGAUGAUCAACCACAAGCAGCUAUCACAAUCCCGGCGAUGCCAUCCAAGCGCCAGUCUAAAAAGCUUGCCUGCAAGUACGACCCGCGAGAUAAAGUAUGUCGAUGGAGGCCUCAACCGAAUUCCUUCCUUGAAACAAACCAAAUGCUGUCAACUUCUUACCAGAGUGUGCAGAACUCACCCAGCAAAACCAAACUCAGUAUAUGAAGUAAAGUAUAAUGAUUAGUCAAUGGGCCAGUACAGAGACGAGGGCACAGCUACAGAUAUGCCACCUAAACAGUAUAUUUUAGUAUCAAUAAAUCUCUGCUUCUGAAAA